CCUUAACCCCUAGCUGCGUGAUUGAUUUUGUCGUACAAGUAUUCAACACGUCGUAAUCAAUCUGUUUCCUAUUGAAAUGGCUCGUCCUGAGCUACAACUAGAGGGUCAGAAAGACUUUAUUAUACAGCGCUACCAGUCCGGCGUACCUCUUCCGACAAUUCAAGAAGUACUCCAGGCUACAUAUUCAAUCCAGACCUCGGUAUUUACACUUCGACGCCGCCUUAAGCAAUGGGGAAUCCAUCCAAAACAGCAGAGAACGAUCAUAACCGACGCGCUUCGAAUAGCUAUUGAGAAAUACUUCUUUACUAUUGGUCUUUCCGAUGAUGAGCUCCUACGUCAACUACAGGCGGAUGGCUUUACCGUCACAGCGCACGGUGUAGUCAGAAUUAGAAAGGAACUCGAUAUAUAUCGCCGCUUUACCCCCGAACAGAUCCAAAGAAAGCAGGAACAGCUUCAAUCGUUCCUGAUACAGGAGCAAACAACGUCAAACUUGGUCCGGCGUAUGGGAAGAGAAAUGCUUUCAACGCAUCUCCGACAGAACCGAAUCAACCUUCCUCGCGAUACUAUCUCCCAGACCAUUUCGCAAUUCUACCCCGACGAAGUUGAAGGACGACGAAAGCGGCUCCAUCGAAGGAGAGGCGGUUGGACAAGCCCUGGAUCGAAUUAUAUCUGGUCGAUUGAUGCCUAUCUAAAGCUGCAGCCGUAUGGAUUUGAGAUAUAUGCAGCAAUUGAUGCUUAUUCUCGCUAUAUCCCAUGGUUCUUCUGCGGAAUCUCUGCGACUACGGGCCGGUCUGUUCUGGUCCAAUACCUACGGAUUAUCCAGCAAUGGGGCUUUAUUCCUCGUCGAUUCCGGUCGGAUCGUGGCGGAGAAACAACCCUUAUUGCUGGUGCUCACUUCCUCCUUCAUCAAGCUGUUCAGCCGUAUUACAGUCCUCAGACAAGCCAGGUCAAUAGUGUCAAGCCCGAAUCGAACUCAUUCCCUGGACAAACAAACCUUCCACUUACAGCCCAAACAGAAGGGACACCAAUUCAGUUCCGACAUACCUGGAUCUAUGGGAAAAGCACGCAAAAUGUUAAGAUUGAGAGUUGGUGGGGCCGCCUCUGUGAAGGGCGGUCAAUCUUCUGGCGGGAGUACUUUGGUUUCCUUGCUGCAGAGGGCCUUUUUGAUGCAGAAUCACUCGCAGAUCGAGUUGCUUUACUCUAUAUCUACAUGCCAAUCAUCAGGUCCGAGUUUGUUCAGUUUGUACAGACCUGGAAUGCUCAUCGGAUACGAAAACAGCCAACCCGUACCCAUGUUAUUCCAGGAAGGCCGUGGAGUCUCUUUUUCCAUCCGGAACAAACGGGUGCCCAGGACUUUCGGCUGCCACUUGACCUAGAUCUCCAUCAAAAGCUUUCGAUGCUAGCAGAUCUGGAUGGCUUUGACCCAGACCAGUAUCUUCCUAGUACAACAAUGGCGGUGUGCCAGGAAGUACUUGGUCGAAUUGGCGGGCUUCCAAGCCAGAUUCCACCAGAACUAGUGAACCAGCCCUUUAUCCGUCAGUAUCAGUACCUUCAGGAGGAGCUACAGGUUUGGAUCAGAACAAACCGUUCUCCAGCGAUUUCUCUCCUCCCCCAGCCAAUAGGGAAUCUCGACUACUUACAAGACUUAAUGCAGCGCCACCAUAUUAGUCUACAAGAUACUUGGAUCGAUAUGGAACAGGCCGGUUUAGACUUGAUUAAAGAAGAAGAUAUUGACUUUGAGAGUGAAUAGAAACAUCGCUAAUUUCCCGACUGAUCUGACUCAGAAAUAGCCGUUGCGGACCUCUUCCUACCCUUCCCUACGCGGCUACGUAAGGUCAGGGGCGGACCAAGGUGUGCCCACUUCCCUUCAACUUGCUUAGCUUGAGGCUCUAUAUCCUGAAGGUGUUUGUCUUCCUCUUGUUCUGUGUCAUAUUUUGGUAGCAUUUCGCUACUUUCAAGCUGUUGGCCUUCAGGCCGACUUGAUUCCUGCUUGACCUCUACCUUUUCGUCCUCCUCUGCCUUGACUUGGGCUAAGUCCUCGCCUAUCCAAGGGACUUCAUCAAGUUUCAGAAUGUCGUAGUCUGA
Molecule: messenger RNA, 2085 nt
Organism: Microdochium trichocladiopsis
Lineage: Eukaryota; Fungi; Ascomycota; Sordariomycetes; Xylariales; Microdochiaceae
Exons: 1
Coding region: 77-1750 (557 amino acids)
Molecular function (GO): nucleic acid binding
Source: RefSeq, a predicted model, not a curated record